Molecule: messenger RNA, 1209 nt
Organism: Bacidia gigantensis
Lineage: Eukaryota; Fungi; Ascomycota; Lecanoromycetes; Lecanorales; Ramalinaceae
Exons: 4
Coding region: 1-1209 (402 amino acids)
Biological process (GO): nuclear-transcribed mRNA poly(A) tail shortening; regulation of DNA-templated transcription
Cellular component (GO): P-body; CCR4-NOT core complex
Source: RefSeq, a predicted model, not a curated record
AUGACCUUUCCCAGAGAAGCUGACGAUGAAAGUGAAUUCCCCUCCCUCUCUGGCAAUUCACAGCCGCAAUUUGGAAGUACGAGCAACCCAAUAUGGCAAAGACCAACGCAACAGACUGCCGUUCAACGCCCGCCGCAACAAUCACAUGCAAACGCGGGGCAGGCACACCCCCAAGCAAAUCCACAACACCCCGCUUCCCCCUCGAAUGAGGACAUGUUCGUUGGACCAUCACACCUACAAGGGUCGCUAGAUGACUAUCGACAAGCAGGUCAGAACCAAAUGACCUCACGGCAGCCUCCGAGUCAGAGUGUUGACGAAUUUCCUCCACUAGGCAGAAACGGAACAGAGGGGCAUGACUCUGAUCAGCGAGGGGCAUUUGGCGCUUUCAACUCCCAAAACGCCUUCUCUUCGCAACAAGAUGGUACACAACCACGACAAGGUCUACCCUUAGGCUUCGGUAAUCCCACAGAUAGUACGCGGUCAUCUUCAGUAGUCGAACGAACCAUAUCCCCAUCCUCCUCAAAUCGCCCGAGCCAAAGCGCAGCCAAUAACCUCUCCACACUCCUUUCUGGCUUCAACCCCGGCCGGUCAUCCUCCGCAAACACACAGCAGCAGCCAAUUCCCGACUCCGACAAUCGAAUAUCAGACCAGAAGGUCGAAGAGAUGAGCGACAGAGAUCGAUAUGGUCUUGCAGGGCUAUUAGCAAGAAUAAACAGCGACGAUCCGAUGGUGGCAAGUAUGGCGAGGGGGCAAGAUUUGACAACGCUGGGUUUAAACCUGAAUUCUUCCGAUCCAUUAUGGCCAACCUGGAACGGUCCCUUCGCAGAUGCCAACUCACGACCGCUCCAGCCUGACUUCACCCUUCCUGAAUGCUACACCGUGACCAACGUACACCAAGUUCGAAACAAACUCCCCAGCUUCUCGGACGAAACGCUAUUUUGGAUAUUCUAUACGCAGCCGCGGGAUGUGAUCCAAGAACUUGCGGCGUCUGAGUUGACAAACCGUAACUGGCGCUUCCACAAAUCCAUCCAGAUGUGGUUGACGAAAGACAUCACGCUCCCAGAACCGCAGCGGCUGACAGAGGACCGCGAGAGCGGUAGCUACGUCUUCUUCAACCAUCUGCGGUGGGAGAAAGUUAGGAGAACAGAUUUCAUGCUCGAAUACCACGAAUUAGCGCCCACGUCAGGGCGGAUGAAUGGGGGUGGCUGA